Paramecium pentaurelia is the source of this 588-nucleotide messenger RNA. Lineage: Eukaryota; Ciliophora; Oligohymenophorea; Peniculida; Parameciidae. The record is from the annotation of a GenBank genome assembly.
AUGUAAUAAUGUUAUAUAGAAGAUGAAUUUGAUGUCGAAGAUGUAAGUCCUUGGCAAGAAAUUAAUUUAUCUCCUCAAUAAACCCUUUUUAAAUCCAAUCAAUAGUAUAGAAGUUCAACAAUUUAUUCUGGCAAGGAUGAAAAGUAAAAAGUAACAAAUGCUAAAACCAGUUAUUCUAAUUUAACUAAAUAAACAGCUGCAACUACAAUAACAGAUUUUCCUAUAAGAUGUUUAAGAAACAGAGUUAAAAGCAUAAAUUAAACAUAGAAAUAGUUUUUAAUAGCAACUCCUGUAAAAUAAUAUUGUGACUUUAAACUGUCAAAAGAAUUUUUGAUGAAUAGAAAUACUGCUGAUUUUCCUAAAUAAACUUUGCCUAGAAAUUUCUUAUCAUUUUAAAGAUUCAAGAAAUCUUUUAGUAGAAAAUAAACUGUUCAUUCUCAAGAAAUCAAUCCACAAUUAUUAUAGCUUUAAAUGUAAAUGAAAAAAGUAGAAGAAUAAGUUUAAUAAUAAAAGAAAUCAUGUUGGGAAAUAGGUGCUCGUAGACUUUCUAAUCCAAAAUUUUAAACUUUUCUAAGUACUUAAGUUUGA